Messenger RNA from Corticium candelabrum, 2652 nucleotides. RefSeq lists its product as uncharacterized. Gene Ontology annotation, biological process: protein ufmylation. The record is from RefSeq and is a predicted model, not a curated record. Lineage: Eukaryota; Metazoa; Porifera; Homoscleromorpha; Homosclerophorida; Plakinidae. The coding region runs from base 8 to 2389 and encodes 793 amino acids. Gene Ontology annotation, cellular component: cytosol; cytoplasm. Gene Ontology annotation, molecular function: UFM1 activating enzyme activity. The transcript is spliced from 21 exons.
CAUUAAGAUGGCGUCAGAUCCUUUUGUCAGACAGAGGAGUGUUCCUGGAUGGAAUGUGCACGUAAUACACAAUCAGACUGCCUUACUUCUCGGUGUCGGUGGUAUUGGCUGUACUGUAGCAUUAGCUUUAUGCCGGCUGGGAAUCAAACGUCUCUACUUAGUCGACUAUGACGUUGUUGACGUCAGCAAUCUAAAUCGCCAAGUUUUAUUUGCCACUCAAGAUAUCGAUCGACGAAAAGUCGAUGCAGCGAUGGAUGGUCUAGCCAGACACAACAUCCAAACUGAGCUGGUGCCAGUACAUCUUGAUGCUGUUCUUGAAUGGGGAAAGGUUGUUGAGAUGGCAAAGAAGUCAUCAGUGAUCGUCAAUGCUAUUGAUUACGGAGAGUAUUUUGAUUAUGCUGUUACUUCGUUGAGCGUGUCUCUUGAGUGUGACUACGUGUCUGGAAGCUCAUAUGGUCACACAGUCAUCAGCGAAAACUACCCAGCUGUUAGAGAUGACAAUAAAAAAGCAUGUUGGGCGUGUAAUAAUGAACCAGCCGAUAAGUCAAUUUUGGUCAGACUGAUGCCUGAAAAGAUUCAACAAUAUUCUUGCAUUGAUUUUAUUCCAAAGGACAGCGCUAUGCCCAGCAAUCAAUCUGUUGGAUCGUCUGUAUUGCCAGCAUCACUGGCCGCUCAUCAAGCGGUGUCUGCGUGGGUCAACAGCCUAUUUGGGUUUAGCAUUCCCAACUGGUCAACAUUCAAUUUGCGAUCAUUUGAACACUUUGCUUUCCCAGUGGAACGAAGUGAGCAAUGCUUGCUAUGUAAAUGGAAGUCAACUCGAGGCAACUGCAAAUCUUUGAUUUGCCCAAAUGGUUGUGAUCGAGACGUGCUGGAAUUGUACUUUGGAAAGGCAUCUGUUAACUUGUCUGUCGUCGGUGGCACUACACACGUGUAUACAAACGGAUGCAUCAAAGAAGUUGGAAACGAGGCUGCAAAAGCUGUUGCACUGUCUCAUUUGCAGCCUCUUUCUGAUCUUGGUGACGACUACAGUCACCUCUAUCUGCCAUGUGUUCCUUCAGCUGACCUAGACAGCAGGAGAUUAAAUGAGGCAACCGACGCAUCUGUGCUUGAUGAAAUUGUGAGGCAGCCAAUGGUGAAGACAGCUGAGGAAACUGUGAAUGCAAUUCAAAGUGGAGGUCGUUCUGCUGUGGUUCCCAGUGAGCACUGUGUGUACAGAUUGAAGGGCUGUGGAAAUUUUGUCAAUCAGGAGGGAUUUCGCUAUGACUUUCCCGGAUUUCCAGUUCAAGCAGUUGAAGGUGUAGAAGGUGGUCAGGAAAUCCGUGGAUGUGCAUUUAGGCAUACUGCAGUGAGAGAGUUGUUCAUGACUGACAAAGUUUGUCAGCUGCUUGCGGAUCACAGCUUGCAAGUGGGGAAUAUACCGGUUGGAAUGUAUCAAUAUAACAUUGAUCAAGAGCCAUUUCCGAAAGUGCCCAAGUUUUGUGGUGUGUUUCGGACUAUUGGUGAGAAGAGACUAGCAUCAGACUUGCUCACGGGGCUAGAACUAUUGUUGCUUCAUUUCUUCCCUCAUCUAAUGUCGGAGGAGAUAUUUGGUCUUUAUGCUCAUGAUCGUUUCCAAUUAUCCAACUCAAGUGUUAUGGAACUUCUGCCAACAUGGAAGGCUUGUUGUACAUCCAGCCGUCCAAAAAACCCAUUGGACCUACGAAAACAUGCUUUACCAGAGGUUGUACCCACUGCUGAUUCAAUGCUUCCUGUGUCGGACAGAUGGAAGACUGUAUGGCAGACCAACUGCAAACAGCUACAUACAAUUUUGCCUUUGACCGAGUGUCAUGCUGCAGAGUUUGGCUGUCUGUUUGCUGCUCUUUACUGGAAACUCGGCCAUGAAGUUGGAUUCUUCAAACGGCUGCUGGAGGACAACAAUAUCAACUGGGGAUACUUCAUUGAUCACAAUCCAUUUGAGCCACAUUGUAACAGUCAUCCAAACAACUUUGUAGUAAUUCCUGAGGUGUAUAGCAAGAAUAAUCAAUUCUUGGCAGCUGUUGACUUUGAUCUGGCAUUUACCAAGCAGUCGUUUUGCUCACCGUAUAAAGGCAAUGCUGACGAUGAUUUGUUUGCUUCUUGGACGUUGAGCGAACACCAGGAGAUGGAACGUGCAUUAGCAGGAGAGCAAAGUAAUACUGGAGUCAUUUUGACAUCAGGAAUGAUUUCAAAAAUUGCUGCUGCAUUGGACCCACCACACGAUGCUCUCCGUUGGGCUGUCAGAGACACAAUGCUGUCUGGUUACAGGUCAGCCUAUUAUAAACUUAAAGAUGAUGUGUUAAUGCCUCCUCCUGAAAUUUACCAAGGCAUGAGGAACUUGGUGAAUCUUGCACUGUGCAUUGUGGACAACUGAUUUUUGUAAAUAUAAGUUUGGCUAUACAUAUAUUUUCAUCACCUGCAGAGAUCUGGAAAUGCUUUUUGAUUCUCACUAUUCUUGUUUCAUGAUGGAAUUCACUUUUACACAAAGCUUUGUAGACAUUUCAAGUUUGAACUUGAAAUAUGAAACAAAUAUUUUGAUAUGAAAUUUUUGCUACCACUGUGUAUUAUGCCACAAUGUGUCUGAAACUGUUUCCUCCUUUGGAAUUAGUUGUACAGCAUGCAGUUAGUGCACAAAGA